Molecule: messenger RNA, 1383 nt
Organism: Coturnix japonica (Japanese quail)
Lineage: Eukaryota; Metazoa; Chordata; Aves; Galliformes; Phasianidae
Gene: MKRN2OS
Product: MKRN2 opposite strand
Source: RefSeq, a predicted model, not a curated record
AUCCCGGCCCCCCGCAUGUUGUUCUCCCGGGACCCCCCGCCGGUUCGGCCCGUCCGUGUCGGAUCGGUCCCGGCCGUGCCCGGCGCUCACCCACCUGCACGUCACCUGCCUGGUGCUCAUCCUCGCUCCGUUCUCCCCGCCCGGCCGGUUCCGCUGCGCCGCGGGGAAGGGGCGGGGCCGACACGGCCACAAUUACCCGACGCUCCGCACCACAGAGACGCCGCACGGCGGGAUAGAGCGUCGGCCAUGGAGGCGGCCGCCAUCCUGUACGUGCGGCACUGCGCCGCCGCCAUCUUCUGCCGCCGCGUUCCCCCGCUGUGCCCCGUGUGCGGCCGCCCCCUGCGCGAUGCCGGGCUGCUCAGCGCCCCCGUGAGCCUCCAAUGUCCCUUCGUGCACGGACACCGGCAGCACCGCGCCUUCCUGCUGCGGCCCACGGCCGGCAGCUUCCUGCGAGAAUACGACGGGAACUCGGAUCUGCACGUGGGAAUAUCCAGCGCUCGGGGAGUGGUGUAUCAUUACAAUGAAGAGGGCGUUCACAGAGAUGAAAGCGGAUGGGAGCAGUGCAUUAGUGUCCCACUAGUACAGCCAGACAUGUUUGAGCUUCUUCAGCAGUGGGAUCAAAUCCUGGAGGAAUUUUCUAUGGGAGAGGAGUGGCUUCCUCACAGGUAUGAAGAACAUGACCACAACUGCUACACGUAUGCACUGGCAUUCAUUAACAGUGUACUGACUGCACAAGGAAAGCAGCAAAUGAGUAAAAGUGAAUUUACAGAGAAGUUUGUGAUUCCACAGACAAAGAAUGCUUCCAAGUACAUUACCCUUCAUCAGGAGCUAACCACUAAGGACUUUUACAUUGUACCCCUUCCUGAUCAAGAAAAACAGUGCUGAAAGUAAAUUGCAACAUGAAAGAAUCUACAAAAUACUACAGGAAAAAGAAGCAGUAAGAUACCAGGCCUCAUUAAGAUACACAAUCUGCCUGAUGUACUUAUAAAGACAAUUAACUUUAUGUAUGUUAACCUGUGCAUCAUGGAGGGAUCAAGAAACUACGCAUAUUUGGAUGAAAUAAAAUUCCUGCAAUAUACACAUGCAAAACUGCUGUGGGGAUAACCCAUGUGACAAAAUGCAUUCCUAUUCAGUCACUAUAUGUUGUGUUCUGUUGAGACAUUCAAUAUCAGAAAUUGUAAUGGCUGUAUAAUUAAGGGUUUUAAAUAAAUCAACUGUUGAAAUAAGCUCCUUAAAACCAUUUUCCCCAUCAUUAAAAAAAAAGUAAAUAAAUAAAUAAAUAAAAAUUUGUGCUUGCAUGUUGCCCAAAUCUAAAGUCUGUGACAAAGCAAAGUCAUUUUCUUUUACUUCAACUACUAGUAAAGCAAACAGAUUUAUAACAAA